Papilio xuthus (Asian swallowtail) is the source of this 621-nucleotide messenger RNA. Its product is annotated as hemicentin-1-like. The transcript is spliced from 3 exons. The record is from RefSeq and is a predicted model, not a curated record. The coding region runs from base 16 to 621 and encodes 201 amino acids. NCBI's taxonomy places the organism in Eukaryota, Metazoa, Arthropoda, Insecta, Lepidoptera, Papilionidae.
GCAGUUGUGUAUAACAUGAAAGAAUUUAUAAUAUUUUUAUUAUACGCAACGAAUAUACAAUGUUUGGUAUUAAAUGUAAAAGAUAAAUCCGAGGAUAAAGAUGAAGGUAAAAGCAGUUUGGCAUUCGUGUUUGACACAACUGGCUCAAUGUCGAAUGACCUUAAACAGUUACGAGAAGGUGCGGAAAUGAUUUUAAAAACUGCACUGGAAGAAAGCAAUAUUAUAGCUGAUUUUGUUUUUGUGCCGUUUCAUGAUCCCAAUAUAGGUCCAGCGACUGUAACAAAGAGCAAAAAAGUAUUUAAAGCCGCUUUAAAUAUAAUCCAUGUUAAGGGGGGCGGGGAUUGUCCCGAGAAGUCCCUAGGCGGAGUACUCUUAGCGCUCAGUGUAAGUCGACCUCGGUCUUACGUGUACGUUUUUACUGAUGCAUCUGCGUCCGAUCACAAGAUCGUUGGAAAGGUAUUAGAUGCAGUGCAAAGGAAACAGAGUCAGGUGGUGUUCGUGCUAACUGGACACUGUAAUGACGUGAAGCGGCAGACGUACAAAGUGUACCAGCAAGUCGCCACCGCCAGCUCCGGGCAAGUGUUCAACUUGAACAAGACCAAUGUGCAUAAUGUAUGUUGA